AUGAAUAUCACAUUUCCGUCGCCAGCUGUAGAUUGGACUCCGGAAAAUGGAUACCCUGACGAUGCUCCACAUGACGGAUUUCCAUGGAAACCUCAAGGAAUCGGUACGGACCAUGGAUUGACAUUAAUACUAGAUGCAAAUAUUGCUGAAUACUACUGUGCUUCUACCAAAAGCGUAGGAUUUAAAAUUCUCUUGCAUAAUCCCACUGAAACCCCUAAGAUUGCUAAAUUAGGAGAAAUUUAUGGACCAGGAAUUGAAGCUAGAGUUGCUGUAAAGCCACGGAUAUUGGACGCACAACCUGCCUUGAAAUACAUUGACGUUAGUAAGAGAUUUUGCCUGUUUUCAAGUGAGCGGAAUUUGGGUUUCUACAGAACAUACACCUUCAAAAAUUGUCAAAUGGAAUGCGAAGCACGACGAAUGUUGGAAAUAUGCAAAUGUGUCCUUUAUUACAUGCCAAAAAACAAAACCACGCGGAUAUGUGGCAAAGCCGAUGCAAAGUGCUAUAGCGACAUAUGGAAAUAUUUUCCUAAAAAUAAUAACCAAUCAUGCGAAGAUUGCCUUCCCUCUUGUACAGAAAUAUCAUACUUAGAAAGACUAAGCACAGCACCACUGAAUAAGAACCUCAUAAUUAAUUACGCGCAAAGCCUACAAAUGUCGCGUAACAUGACAUCGGAAUAUUUCACAGCAAAUAUGUUAGUCAUACAUUUCUACUUUGAAGACAAGACAUUCCUUAGGUUCACUAAAGGGGAAAUAUUUGGUUUGACAGAGUUUCUUUCUAAUACGGGCGGCUUAUUGGGUCUUUGCAUGGGUUUCAGUAUGAUGAGUGUUGUAGAACUAUUGUACUUUUUGACAUUACGAGCCAUGUGUGUCGCACGACGAAGACAACGAGUUCGACCAUUUGUCAAAUAA
This is a messenger RNA of Pieris brassicae (large cabbage white), 909 nucleotides long. RefSeq names its product pickpocket protein 28-like. Lineage: Eukaryota; Metazoa; Arthropoda; Insecta; Lepidoptera; Pieridae. Gene Ontology annotation, molecular function: ligand-gated sodium channel activity. The record is from RefSeq and is a predicted model, not a curated record. Bases 1 to 909 code for a protein of 302 amino acids. Gene Ontology annotation, cellular component: membrane. Gene Ontology annotation, biological process: sodium ion transmembrane transport. The transcript has 8 exons.